Fomitopsis serialis is the source of this 709-nucleotide messenger RNA. RefSeq lists its product as uncharacterized. The record is from RefSeq and is a predicted model, not a curated record. The coding region runs from base 90 to 314 and encodes 74 amino acids. The transcript has 3 exons. NCBI's taxonomy places the organism in Eukaryota, Fungi, Basidiomycota, Agaricomycetes, Polyporales, Fomitopsidaceae.
AGCCGUCUCAACUGAGUCCCCACUCCUCAAAUACCCGAGCCCGUCGCAAUCAUUGUGACUAGCGGUCUUCACCUGGCAUUCUACACAGCAUGCGCUCUCAUACCAAGUUGUAUGUGCAUCCUGACCUCAAGCCGGAGGAGGGAGACGUGACCCUAGUCACUACGAUAUGCCUCGUACUAUCCCUUGCGCUCGCGGGCGCCAUCUUCAUCGUCGCGCUGUCGUGUCUGCUCUGGGAUGACUGUCAAUCAUCGUACGGCCUCGUACUGGCUCAUCGGGCUAGGUACCUGUCCGCGCAACAACUCCUGAUUACGUGACUUUGGGAUGCUUCGAUUCACCACUGGCGGAGAUAUUGUGCCAUAUCCAUUGCGACGUAUCCCAUACCCCAUUCGAAUCCCUCUACAUCGUCCAUCGCUACCUGAUCCUAUACUGCAGGAUCAGCUACUGCGUAUUCUUUUGCAAGCCUUCGCUUUGCCAACGCUUGAAGGACCGACACUUUAACUUAUCACUCACUACCAUACAACUGUUCGUCUAGGUUCGAAUUCGUCUGUCCCAUGUAGCAUUAACACUCAGGGUCCUCCCAAUAUUGAACGUGUAUCACAUUCGCAUAUGCAAAUCCUUGUACAUCAGCGUCAGCUAUCGCCGUUGCGGUACCUGGGCAACGGCUCUGAGGGAUCUGGGGCCCAGAACGUUCCUUAGCACGAGUCGGACA